Molecule: messenger RNA, 5414 nt
Organism: Rhipicephalus microplus (southern cattle tick)
Lineage: Eukaryota; Metazoa; Arthropoda; Arachnida; Ixodida; Ixodidae
Gene: Cpsf5
Product: cleavage and polyadenylation specificity factor subunit 5
Biological process (GO): mRNA 3'-end processing
Cellular component (GO): mRNA cleavage factor complex
Molecular function (GO): mRNA binding
Source: RefSeq, a predicted model, not a curated record
UAGUAGUUGUUCCCGCCCAUAGAGUUUCAUACGAUUCCCGCCCUACCAAGUUUUUGUAAUCUGCCAGAAGCGGGGAUGGCGUGGACCUGUGCACAGGAUUAAUAUGGCGACGCACAUAAGCCGCUCAGGUUCGGCUGGCUGGCCGAAAAGCGCGCCACAGGGCCAGUACACGGGAAAAUAUUUGGGAACCAACCCAGCGAACCUUCUAAACUUCACACUCAACCGAACUGUCAACCUGUAUCCUCUGACGAACUACACGUUCGGCACAAAAGAGGCUCUGUAUGAACGAGACAGCUCGGUGCCGGCGCGGUUCCAGCGCAUGAGGGAAGAGUUUGAGAAGAUUGGCAUGCGGCGGUCCGUUGAGGGUGUCCUGCUGGUCCAUGAGCAUGGUCUCCCCCACGUGUUACUACUGCAACUUGGAACCACGUUUUUCAAAUUACCUGGAGGGGAACUCAACAUUGGAGAAGAUGAAGUGGAGGGACUAAAAAGACUCAUGACUGAGAUCUUGGGCCGGCAAGAUGGUGUAAAGCAGGAUUGGGUCAUAGAAGACACUGUGGGCAACUGGUGGCGUCCAAACUUUGAACCCCCACAGUACCCCUAUGUUCCACCACAUAUUACGAAGCCCAAAGAACAUAAAAGGCUCUACCUUGUUCAACUGCCUGAAAAGGCACUUUUUGCAGUGCCUAAAAACUACAAGUUGGUGGCUGCCCCAUUGUUUGAGCUCUACGACAACGCACAAGGAUAUGGCCCCAUCAUUUCCAGCCUCCCCCAGGCCUUAAGCAGAUUCAACUUCAUCUAUUUGUGAAUAAUAAAAUUGGACAUCUAAAGGAGUGUUUAAGCAUUUCACACAUCCCUCUGGCCAUAGGGAGCUUCGUGGAAGGCUGCUGUAGUCAUUGACAAGCCAGUCGUUCCACGCACAUCACCUUCACUCACAGCCUGCUUCACCACACAGAAUGCUGCUCAUUUCCUAUUAAAAUAAAUCGGUAAAGAUAUUGGCCAAACUUUAGCUUUACACCAUUUGCUCUAAAUUAUCAUGCUGGUUAUUUUCUUAAUUUACUAUAUAUGCAUAUGUGAUCAUGAUUGUCAAAAAUUGGGUAAACGGAAAUAUAAAUACAGUAGACUCUCAGUAAACGAAACCUGAAGGGACCGGGAAAAUGUGUUUCAUUUAACAGCAGUUAUAUUUACUGAGAGGUGAACAUGGGUGCAGAAUACAAGCCUGAAACCAAGCAUUGCAGAGGCAAUAGUUCCGUUUAAGCAGUAGUUCCGUUUAACAGACUUUUGUUUACCGAGAGUCUACUGUAUCAGGUUUACUUCAUUCACCUAUGAUUGGUUCAUGCCAUUGCCAUGCUCAUGCAGAUGAAGCUGGCUGAUCGUCUUGGGCACAAGGCGCACAGUACUUUUUCUUAUGUAGUUUCAGAAAGCAGCAAUAUCUCCUUAAGUAGUGCGAAAACUGAAAGCAAUCCUGGUAUUUCUUCUUGAGGGUGAAAUCAUUUUGGAAGAUUUUAGUGUGAUCCUGUGUAGUGGACUUAUGUUCAACCCUGUAUUCUUUGAUGGUUGCGUUUGAUAUCUUGACUGAUUUAUGUUGUUUAUGCUGCUAGUGUGUUUUCGUCUGCCCAGUGUAGAACAUACGCACACACCUGUCCAGCUUUUGCUUGCACCCACGGCCGGGCUAGAGGAGUGGCUUGCGCGCGCUCUCUUGCGGCCUGCGCUACGUGUCUAGUUCUCACCUUUCACCACCGCUGGUUCAUGGCGCUGCGGCCCAACCCUCGCUAAACCCCCACAAACCCUCCUCGACUCGACUUACACCCUUCUCUUGACAGAGUUGGGCACUGCGCCACUCAAGAGUCGCAGCUGAUUAUUGCUGAUAUGCAGUGACUUUCAGUGCCUAGAGACUGCGCUCCCAUCGGCUUUCUCAAGUGAAGGUGAAGCGUUGAGUGAGGGGACGUUCUAAAAUACGGGGGUAAACCUUACUAAAAUAAGGAGGUUUAAAAAAAAUCGCCCAGCGAGUUUCACCUGGCAACCUUUUCGGGUAAGAUAGUGCUCAAAGUGUGUCCUUCUGUUACUAGUUUUUCUUACUAAGCCUCAGAUUCAAGGCAAAUUUUAUUGGAGAUAUACUCGUCUCUGUAUGUUUUUUCAUCAGAAACAACUAUCGCUUGAUUUAUGAUUUAACGUGUGGGGGUGGGGGGGUUUCUCCCUCGAUUUAAAUCCAAACACGUGCUGUUGGUCAAAAUCGAGGUGUCGACCGAGGCCUGCGUUUCGUGUCUAGUUCCCACCUUUACUGCCGCUAGUACUGCCGGCCCAAUCCUCGCCUGCAAUGAUCUGUGAAGAAUUUGCCCUGUUGUUUCCUCUUUCGGUGUGUAGCCAAGAGAGUGCCUGCGGGCCACUCCUCUAGCCCGGCCGUGUUGCACCUAUGUUGCUUUUAAUACUUGGCUCAAGGGGGCACAAAGUGCACAUUCAUGUGUAUUUGUUUUCUAUUCUCAUCAAGGCACAUACAACAUCUUCUACACCUUGAAAUACUAUAUAUACACUAUUUUUAUUUGUGUGAUUUUAUUUGUUUGUAGGAAUCGAGUUGUGUUCCACAUUUCUGCCAUACGCUUUUAGUUGCUGGUAAUUAGGUGGUUGUAUUUUGUGUAGAUUUCACCACCUGCUGUUUUACGUUGAACUUGUUAUAUUGCAGGAAACAUGUUCGUGAGUGCAUUUUUUGUGGCAUACCAUUAGUUAAUAUUUAAGUGCUGAUAAAAAUGUUGACAGUACGAUUUGCUUUCUCUACAGAAGUAGAAUGACUUUCUUUUUUUGUGAUUUUACUACUUUAGCAAAUUAAGUGUUAGAAUGAGCUGACAAGCUUUCCUUCAGCUCCUCUGAAAAAACAUGAAUAUGAGUAGGGACAUGUAUUUGAUGCUGUGUAAGAACAUCAAUAAUAAUUUGUUUAAAUAUUGAUGUGACUAGCAACACUAUACUUUUUCCCCUUUAUAUUCUGUAAUAAGUGUAUUUGCAGAUUUUAAAUAUUUUUUUUGUGCAGGCUACAAGUGAUAACCUGAUGUUGCACUUUUUAAGUUGUUGCCCAAGUGAAGCACUUUUGGACAUAUGCCAUCUGGAGACACUCACAAGAUUCUUAGGCGUGCGCAUGGGGAGGGCAGCCGCCUCCCCCAUUCAUCUAAGAAGGGCGCAUAGUUGAGAGCCCCACACAUAGAGUUUCAUACAAUAAUACCUAGAGCGGAAUCUGGCGCUAAUGUCCAUGCGGGCUCCUUCAGCGGCGCUUGUACCCCAUGGGAAUUAUGGGAAUACAGGCUUCGGAUUCGCUUUAGAUUGAUUACGUUCUUGAGAUUCGUGACGCUUCUUUUCCGGGUGUAAAACAAAGUGGUAUGAACAUAGAUUUAAUUUAAACUUGCUUCAAUUAUUUUUGCACAAACUUUAUUACAAAAAUUUUCGCGGCCAGGCGGCAAAAGUGAAACCUGGGCAUAUUCAAUCAUCGGGGUAUGCAUCACUGUGCCAUUGUGUUCCAGAUUUGGCAUCAGGAUUUAAUCAAUUAUUUUUUACAACAUUUGAAAACAAACACACUUGUUUUUUUUUUCGAAAGUAUGUAUUAUCUAUUUAUAAAAAUAACAGUACAGUAUCAAGUGUGAAACACUUAUCGUUUAGUCUUCUGCGACGCUAGGUGCACCUGUCCCAGUGGUUCCAGUGGUCUGCCCUCAACGCACCUGUGGUUUUGUUGGGAAGUCGAGUCAGGGGAGCGUGACAGUGCUUCUGCUUUGCUUUGUCAUCGCUUUGCAGUCGAUUUAAAAUGAGCUUAGCAAGACGCCCUUGUGAAAAACAUGAACUCAAGCCAAUAUCCUGCACUGGCAUUGGACGCUACAUCUAAACGCAGUGGUGAGUAGACGACGCUUCGUUUAAACUGUAAACUAAGACUCGUAAAGGUCCAACGUCGUAACGUAUCAGAAGAUCUAGUGGUCGUCACCCUCUUUGAACAACAAAGGCACUGUUUCAGCCUUUUUCACCAUACCCCACUACCCGCGCUGCGCAAAGAACGAAACUGAAAAUGUAAAAAAAAGUCCGUAGGCAGUUCGCUAGCUAACCCUAUUAAAUCCGAAGUCUGUACUUCCCAUAACUCCCAUGGAGGUACAUGAUCGCAGCGGCAGAUUCCUCUUUAGUUAUUAUGGUAUGAAACUAUGGCCCCACCCAUUGACAUAAUAUGAAGGGAUAAAGCUUUUAAGGAGGGAGGGGGAGGCAUAGUCAGCCCCGUGCAUAAUAGGGAGGAGGCCGCUGCAACGAACCUUCGCCCCCCUCCCCUCUGAAGGAGAAUUCUGUGCAUGCCUAUGAGUGGAUUGUCAUAUUUUCAUGUGAUCAUAUCUCUGUAAACGCUUGUCACCACUGUGUUUUUUUUUUUUACUGAGCCAGACAGAUUAGCUCGAUAUGUAUGAGCAUGCAUGUGCAGGUGCUGAUCUUGGUUGCACUGUAUAUUGUAUGCUCAGGUAGAGUGCAGUAAAAGAAAACAAUAUUGAGGUGCAUUAUCUACAAAUGUUCUGUUAGUGUGUUAAGGAAAUGGCAUUAUGUAGCAUCACAUUUCUGGGCCAAAAGACAAUGCUCAUCAAAUUUAGCAUUUUCUGGUUUGCUGGCUGGGUGCCUCUCUAGGCAAUGGCAGAAGUCGGUGAAGGGGAAUGUCUGACGGCAACGGUGAUCUCUCUCCUGGGAACACAAAAGUCACAGCUUCACUCACUGCUGUCUUUGGUGUAGUUCUCACAUUGAGAAAACUAAAUAAGAACUCAAACUAAGUGACAUUGUUGUAUUGGACUGGUAGCAGCCAGAAGUGCUCUCCAGCAAAUAAACUUGGAUUAGGUAGGCCAAAGCUUAUUUCACACGUUUGGUGCCACCAGCUUUCUCUAGAACUAUGCUUGCUGACAGUGAUAGCACAAGUCUCUACACAAGGUGGAUCGUGAAAACAUGAACUGAAUUUAACACAUCUUUAGUAGGUGUUUUUUAGUACACAUAAAAGAGUGGACAAAUGUAGACACACAGCCAUACAUGGACACAUGCUACAAGAGAACCUACCUAGCACGUGGCAAACAAGAGAUGUUACAUGUUUUACUGAUGCAUUGUUUCAGUCCCCUACAUGGUCCUAAAAAAUUAUUUUGCUCGGCAUUGUGUGUGUGUAGAAACCUACAUGCAGCAGCUUAAAUGUGAAAAUUAUGUGACUAAAGUGAACUUAAGAGAACUAAUUUUUAAAGAUUAACUUGUAUUUUGUUGUACGAAUUUCACGCAUGUCACUGUUUUGGCAUUGUUCACUCCCUUUAAAUGUCCUGCUUAUUUGUUUUGUAUUUGGACUGUACCAUGUCGCCUUUCAGCCUUUUGUAACGUGUUUCAUGUAUCAUUGAUGCCGUGUACAAAUGCAGUAAAGAAGCUCAUGAUGUACAGCUGGA